Messenger RNA from Nyctereutes procyonoides (raccoon dog), 1877 nucleotides. It is a transcript of the gene CCT8L2, whose product is annotated as chaperonin containing TCP1 subunit 8 like 2. Gene Ontology annotation, cellular component: chaperonin-containing T-complex. Gene Ontology annotation, molecular function: ATP-dependent protein folding chaperone; ATP binding. Gene Ontology annotation, biological process: protein folding. The transcript has a single exon. Bases 1 to 1674 code for a protein of 557 amino acids. Lineage: Eukaryota; Metazoa; Chordata; Mammalia; Carnivora; Canidae. The record is from RefSeq and is a predicted model, not a curated record.
AUGGCCGGCGGAGCCACAGCGGCGCCGCCUCUGCCCGAGCGCCUGGGGCCGGGGCCGGGGCCGAGACGGCGCGCCAGGGGCCCGGGGGCGCAGGAGGAGCACCUGCUUUGCAGCGUGCUGGCGGCGCAGACCUUGGCCAGGGUCAUCCGGCCUUGCUACGGGCCCCACGGCCGGCAGAAGCUCCUGGUCACCGCCAGAGGAACCACCGUGCUCACGGGCUCCGCGGCGGCCAUCCUCCGGGCGCUGGAGCUGGAGCACCCCGCCGCGCGGCUGCUGCGCGAGGCGGCCCACACGCAGGCAGAGAGCUGCGGCGACGGCGCGGCCUUCGUGGUUCUGCUGGCGGAAGCCCUGCUGCAGCAGGCCGAGCACCUGCUGCGCGCCGGCCUUCCCCGCUCCCAGCUGCGCGAGGCCUAUGCCGCGGCGACCGCGGAGGUCCUGGCCCUGCUGCCCUCCCUGUCCAUCCGCUCGCUGGGGCCGCUGGAAGAUCCCUUCUGGGCCCUCUAUUCGGUGAUGAACACCCACUCCGCAUCCCAGAUGGACUACCUGACCAAGCUGGUGGCACACGCUUGCUGGGCCACCAAGGAGCUGGACGGCAGCUUCCACCGCGAGCGCGUGGGGGUGUGCACCCUGCCAGGGGGCAGGCUCGAGGACUCAUGCCUGCUCCCGGGGAUGGCCCUGUCCGCGAAGCCCUGCGGCCAGGUGAUCAGCGUGCUGCACGGGGCCAGGGUAGCGCUCUUCGUUUGCGCCUUCGGGCCCGCCAGCCCAAAUGCACCUGCUACAGCCCGCCUCUCGAGCUCUGCUGACCUAACUAAAUUUAGGAAAGGCAGUGAACAGCUGAUAGAAAAGCAGGUGGCCCAACUGGUAACUGCAUGUAUUAACGUGGCGGUGGUGUGGGGGAACAUCGAUGAGAAUACAAUGACGCUGGCCGAUAAGUAUGGCAUCAUGGUGAUUCAGGCCAGGUCCCGGAGGGACAUGGUUUACCUGAGCGAGGUGUUGGGUACACCUCUGAUGCCUUAUCUGAUUCCUCCCCUGAAGCCAGGGAAGUGCCAGAGGGUAUACCAGCAGGACCUGGGGGAAGGUAUGGCCGUUGUCUUUGAGUGGGAAUGCCCGGGCACCCCUGCCCUCACCAUAGCCCUCAGGGGGGGCACCGCAGAGGGGCUGAAGAGUGCAGAGCAGGCUGCCUACCAUGGCAUCGAUGCCUACUUCCAGUUGUGUCAGGAUCCCAGACUGCUCCCAGGAGCUGGGGCCACAGAGAUGGCUCUGGCAAAAAUACUCUCAGAAAAAGGAAGCAGGUUGGAAGGGCUUAAUGGGCCUGCCUUCCUCGCAUUUGCACAGGCCCUUCAGUCUCUUCCCGAAACCUUAGCCGAGAAUGCAGGCCUAGUGGUCUCAGAGGUCAUGGCAGAGAUGAAGGGGGCUCACCAAGCUGGGAACUUGCUGGUAGGCGUUGGGGUUGAGGGGAUCAUCAACGUGACCCAGGAAGGGGUGUGGGACACCCUGGUAGCCAAAGCCCAAGGACUUCGAGCCGUAGCUGAUGUGGCCCUACAGCUCGUGAAUGUAGAUGAAAUUGUAGUGGCCAAGAAAAGUCCCAUGUGUCAACAGGACUUGAAUCCUGUUCCUAAGAAGGCAAAGGAAUGCCUAUCUCCUGUGAAAAAGUCAAAUCCUUGGAACAAUUAAGUAGCAAUAUCUGCAAUAAAAUGGGGAUUGCCCAGAAAGGCACAAACGCUUCAGAACAAAUGCUUGCUGUAUUUAUUCCCUCCAUGUUUCAUACUAUUAGAGUCAGUCUCUUUAGAUGAAAACAACCAAAAGAACCACAAGAUAAAAGUCCUUUUCCUUGAUUUAUUUCCUUUCAGAUUCCUGGCUUUUUUUUUCAUCUCCUG